AGAAAAACGUGUUACGUGUAUGCGUCUCCAUUGCCGUUCUCAUCUACCCCAUAUAGGAAAACGCUUCCCCAGUUCGAAUUCAUACAGUCCCAGAACUGCACGUUACUAUACGCGUUUCCGUGGCCCCUUCCCCGAACUCCACCGCUACUUCGCCCUAAUCUCCUGCAUAUAAACGGCUUUCCAAGAAUCCCAGACGUAUCCACUCACUAAAAACCCAUCUUUUUCUCAACGUUCUUGAAAUUCUCUCUCUCAAUUCCGCUUGAAUUCUCUGUUUCUCCAAAUUCCCACUCGAGAAAUCUUGUUUCCUUUAGUGGGUUCGCUUCCAAAAAUGGUGAAAGUGAGUAACAAUCUUCUGGGUCUGCUCAACAUCGCUACAUUCUUGAUUUCAAUCCCAAUCCUCGCCGGCGGGAUAUGGCUGUCCCGGCAGGCCAACACGGAGUGCGAGCGGUUCCUGGAGAAGCCGGUGAUAGCGCUGGGAGUGUUUGUGAUGUUGGUUUCACUCGCCGGCCUUAUAGGCUCAUGUUGCCGAGUCACUUGGCUUCUCUGGGUCUAUCUUCUGGUGAUGUUCUUGCUCAUUGUGCUUCUCUUCUGUUUCACUAUCUUUGCUUUUGUGGUGACCAAUAAGGGGGCAGGGGAAGCCCUGUCUGGGAAAGGGUAUAAGGAGUAUAGGCUUGGAGAUUACUCCCAUUGGCUGCAGAAAAGGGUUAAUAAUAACUGGGGGAGAAUUGGGAGCUGCCUUCAGGACAGUAAGAUCUGCCAGAAGCUCAUUGAUGAUGGCUCCAACACUGCUGCUGAUGAUUUCUACAAAGAACACCUUUCUGCCCUUCAGUCGGGGUGCUGCAAGCCAUCGAACGACUGCAACUUCGAGUAUGUGAGCCCAACGAACUGGACCAAGACCCCGACCUCGUCCUUGAUCAAUCCCGAUUGUAAUACUUGGAGCAAUGACCCGAAAACGUUGUGCUACAGCUGCCAAUCGUGCAAAGCAGGGCUGCUCGACAACAUCAAGACGGACUGGAAGAAAGUCGCUAUCCUCAACAUCAUCUUCCUCGUCUUCCUUAUUAUUGUGUACUCUGUCGGGUGUUGUGCUUUCAGAAACAACCGGGAGGACAACUCUUGGAAGCGUUAUCCUUGAAUCCGCUCUUAUUUUGAUCAGGCCGGGUAGAUAUUAGUGUUUUGGAUCUUCUAUUGCUUUUGGACUGCCUUUUUCUACUGCUUUGUUGCACUCUUAGUUUGCUGGCAUAUAGUAUGCUUUAUUGUACAGUCUACCGGUUUUCACCAUAUUGAACAAUAUAUGCAUCAUUAGUCCAUUUCUUAGUAUUGCAGUUUGCUUGAAUUUGCUUA
Messenger RNA from Ipomoea triloba (trilobed morning glory), 1341 nucleotides. Its product is annotated as tetraspanin-8-like. The record is from RefSeq and is a predicted model, not a curated record. Gene Ontology annotation, biological process: auxin-activated signaling pathway. The transcript has 2 exons. Gene Ontology annotation, cellular component: plasmodesma; plasma membrane. Bases 329 to 1132 code for a protein of 267 amino acids. Lineage: Eukaryota; Viridiplantae; Streptophyta; Magnoliopsida; Solanales; Convolvulaceae.